UUGAAAUCGAUUAUUGUUACAUCACAGUGGCCUCUUAUUGAGUCAGCUUGUUUACAUUUUGUCCGGCCUAACAGGGGCUACAGCGAAAAGUUUCCAAGCGCGAAGCAGAGAUUUGUCAAGUGAUUCAAACCUGGCAUAAUCAUGGACACCCAGAAUGUUAAAUCUCUGACACACAACAAAGCAAAUCCAUUUCAUGGUUCUCUACAUUGGAGUAUGACUGAUAAAAUUAGGUUAUUUACAAUUGGCCUAAUCCUGUUGCCCAUAAGGGCAGCAGCAAUGCUCAUAAUCUUUAUGUUUGGUGGUUUGGUCGGUUUCCUUUCAAAUUUUGGAACAAACAAUGAAGUGGAGCCUGAGCCAUACCAAGGCUACCGAAGGACUGGCCAAAGAAUAAUUUCAAAGCUAGGACGAGCAAUAACAUUUGUGAUGGGAUUUCAUCACAUAAAAACGAAAGGGAAGUUAGCGAGCUCUAAAGAAGCUCCCGUGGUUGUAAUUGCUCCACACUCGCACUUCAUGGACGGGCCAAUAACGGCUGGCCUUGGGAGCCUGACGUUCAUGUCCAGAAAGGAGAAUGACCUUGUGCCAAUAAUUGGACAGGCUGUACGAGCGCUGCAGCCAAUUUAUGUGAAGCGUGAAAAGCGCUCGUCAAAGGACGACACUGUCAAAGAAAUUCGAAGGAGAGCUCAGGCAGUUGGGGCAUGGCCGCCCAUCUGUGUAUUUCCAGAAGGGACAUGCACCAAUGGAGAAUGUCUUAUCACUUUCAAAACAGGGGCAUUUUCUGCUGGAGUGCCUGUCCAGCCAGUUCUUUACAGAUACCAAGAGGAUUUUUAUUUAAAAUGCGGCUCUUGGACGUGGAUUUCACCACCAACGUGGAAAUUGCUGGUGUCAUUGCUUACUCGGAUUAACAAUGUUGUUGAAAUAGAGUAUCUGCCUGUUUAUAAACCAAAUGAAGAGGAACGUGCAAAUGCAAUACUUUAUGCAAAUAAUGUUAGAAAAGUAAUGGCAAGCGCCCUUGGAGUGCCCACAUUCGAUCAUAGUUUUGAAGAUUGCCGCUUAAUGUUGGAGGCACAUUCAAAAGGCUUGCCAAUGGAAGCUGGUUUGGUAGAGUACAGCAAAAUCAGUCUAGAUUUAGGGUUGAAUACAGACAGAUUAAAGGAGCUACUUGGACAUUUUGCAAAUAUAGAUAUAAAUAAGGAUGGCUUGGUAACAUUUGACGAAUUUUCAGUGUAUUUAUGCAGUGUGGAUAAGGAAACAGCAAGGUCAAUAUUCAAAAAAAUCGACAAGGGUCAGCGUGGUUUCAUAGAUUUCAAAACAUUUGUGUAUGGUGUGACAAAAGAAGAAUUCCCAGAAUUUAAUUUUAGUGAAUUUAGUAGAAAUUCACAUGUAAAAUAGUAAUUUUCAACUCACCUUUUUUAAUUUGAAUGUAACGUUUAUCGUAAAAUAAUAGACAAUGAUUUGGCAUCAUAUUUUUAAACACAGUAAGAUUAGUUUGUUGCAAAAUCAUGUAAGCUAGAAUAUCAAUUUUAUUAUCCCUUUAAUAUUACUUGUCGUUUUUAUACGAAAAUUACUUCUUUUAUUUGUAAUUCUUUUUUUCCCCUGUAAACUGAAAAUUAAAGUAUUAAAACAUUUAGAACAUUCGAGUUUCAAAUCACCCAAACAGCUUGUUUUCUUUCACAAGAUCGUAUAUGACUUGGUUGCUGUACCCAGGGACUCCAUAUUGCAAUUCAACCAGCGGAAACAACGCACUUCAAACUCGAAAUGUGUCAAAAUAAUGCGCUGCAAUAUAAACAUCUAUAAGAAUUCGUUUGUACCAAGAACCAUUAGUGAUUGGAACUAUCUGCCUGACCCAUUGGUUCUACACUAGAGCAAUGAGGACUUUAAAGCUGCAUUGACAAAUUUUCUGAAAGUAGUCUAAAGCCUGAUUUCUGCUGGGCGGACUAUUCAUGUGAAGCGACUGUUCUCUAGCUAAAUGCAUGUGAACACAAAGUGACGCCUAUUAGCAAAUGUUUCAUCAACUCCACCGGCAUGUGCUGGCUUCAUCAUUAAGCUGUAAAUCUAAUUUCCUGAAAAUCAAACUUCUUGCCAGUGGCCAAACUUCAUUUUGCAGCAAAGUUUGUAAUUAUGCUCAUGCUGAAGGUCGAGACAGCUUCGCAUGAAUAGAGGCGUUCAGUGGAAAUCCGGAAUCAACAAUAGACCCUGAGCGUAUGUACUCAUAAGUAACAUAAAGAAACAGAAACAGAACCAUCCAAAAAACAAGAACCUUUUUCAAAAGAUAAGUGUGUAUGGAAGAAAUAGUCUAGCAAUGGCUGUUUAGUUGAAAAUUCAGGUUAUAUGAUGGAUGUUCUGCUGUAUUAAAGAUGACAAUUUUCACUUUUUGAUAGCUGCAGAGAAAGAUAUUUGAAGACGUCUUUGAAAAUUGACUUCUUCAUUGAAAAAUUUAGCUUUAAUUUGCGUAGUGAAAGUCAUUAUCUUUUUU
This is a messenger RNA of Rhopilema esculentum, 2473 nucleotides long. RefSeq names its product lysophosphatidylcholine acyltransferase 2. Gene Ontology annotation, molecular function: lysophosphatidic acid acyltransferase activity; calcium ion binding. Gene Ontology annotation, cellular component: endoplasmic reticulum. The record is from RefSeq and is a predicted model, not a curated record. NCBI's taxonomy places the organism in Eukaryota, Metazoa, Cnidaria, Scyphozoa, Rhizostomeae, Rhizostomatidae.